AUCUUACAUAACUAUAAAAGCUGGGUAGCGCCCGAAGCGUAACCACUUGCAUAGCAUCGGGUGCUAAGGAAUCAUUCUCUAGCUUUGCCAAAGAUAAUUCUACGUCUUUUGGAUAUAGUCGCUCAAAUUGCCAAAAUGCUCACUCUUCUUUCAUUGGCGCUCUCAGUUGUUGUAGCUAACGCUUACCCAUAUCCUCUGUAUGAUCACAUCAGUGCUGCUUCAGCUCAUGGACAUGGUUCUCAUGGACAUCAUCUCUCAGAUUAUGGAUCUCAUGGUCAUAAUGCUUUGAGUAGUCAUGGUCAUCAUGGAGAUCAUGGAUACUCUGCUCAUGGAAAUCACGCCAUUGGAUCUCAUGGAUCACAUUCCGCUCACGGAGACCAUGGAUCACACUAUGGAAAAUACAAAGACCAUGGUGCUUACAGCCAUGAUAAGGGAGAGGGAUACGUAAAGGCAUACCAUUAUGAUAAGGUUAGUGGACACCAUGACAUUACUGCUGAUCAUGGAUCUGACCACAAAACUUAUGGAGAUCACGCUGUAAAAUCUUACCAUGACACUGGUGCUCAUGGACACAGCGGUCAUAACAGCCAUGGAGCUCACAGCAAACAUGCAGGACAUGGCUAUGGAUCUCAUGGUUAUGCCAAAUCAGGUCAUGGACACGAUUCUCAUGGUCACAACAGUCACGUAGCGCAUGGCCACCCUGUCGUACACAAAGUAGUGGCACACCCAGUCGUACAUGCUCCUGUUGUUCAUCAUGCCCCCGCUGUUCAUCAUGCCCCUGUUGUUCACCAUGCCCCCGUUGUUCAUCAUUCCCCAGCUGUACACCAUGCUCCAGCUUAUGGGCAUGGCUAUGCAACCAAGUAUGGAAGUAGUCAUGGUUACUCAAAGGUUUACUUCAAGGGACCAGGAUAUGGAUAUCAUUAUUAAAUAAUGAACAAUUAAAGCCAAAUAAAAAUGUCAUAAUGCCAUGGAAAUCUGUGCAAGCCAAUUUCAGGAUGAGAACACUAAGAAUCAUAAGUGGCAGCUACACACAUUGUUGUAGAAUGGGAGGAGAAGGAAGUACAAUUACUGCUCAGUGUGAAUUAUGCAAUGUUCAAUAUUCAUGUUAAGAAAUAAAUUUUACAUUUAUUUUUGA
Messenger RNA from Parasteatoda tepidariorum (common house spider), 1132 nucleotides. RefSeq lists its product as uncharacterized. The record is from RefSeq and is a predicted model, not a curated record. NCBI's taxonomy places the organism in Eukaryota, Metazoa, Arthropoda, Arachnida, Araneae, Theridiidae.